AUGAGCGCCUCUCUUGCACCACCUCAAAUCAUUGUUCAAACUCCACGACCACAGAAAAGCUGCGCUUCUGAAUUAGAAAGCUUUUCCAUUCAAAUCACUGCUGCUCAACAGCAAUUCUACUGCACAAAAGGAAAGCCUACAUCUCGAAAUCCAUCGCCUAGUCCCUCUUUUCAAGCAAAUACCAGAUCAACACAUGAUUCGAGGAAUUGA
Messenger RNA from Cylicocyclus nassatus, 210 nucleotides. NCBI's taxonomy places the organism in Eukaryota, Metazoa, Nematoda, Chromadorea, Rhabditida, Strongylidae. The record is from the annotation of a GenBank genome assembly.